Messenger RNA from Plasmodium relictum, 5652 nucleotides. Its product is annotated as conserved Plasmodium protein, unknown function. Lineage: Eukaryota; Apicomplexa; Aconoidasida; Haemosporida; Plasmodiidae. The coding region runs from base 1 to 5652 and encodes 1883 amino acids. The transcript has a single exon. The record is from RefSeq and is a predicted model, not a curated record.
AUGAAUAAUUUAGAUAGAAUAAAGCAGAGAUUAGAAGAGUCGUUAGAAAAACAUAAAAAUAGAUUAUUAAAAACAAGAGAAAAAAAAAUUUCUUCAACUACCAUCCGAACAAUUAAAGACAAGAAUAAAGGAAAGAGUAAUUUACAUACUGCAAAAAUUAUUAAUGUAGAUAAAUUAUUAAAUAAUAAACAAUGUAAUUUACCAAAAAAAAAAUCAAUAGAAAAUUUUAAAAAUUCUAAAUUGUCAUCAAUAAAUAAAUAUGUAAAAAAAAAUGAGUGUUCUUAUAAAUCCUGUGAAAUGAAAAAAAAAGAUAUUAAGUUAGCUUAUUCAAAAGAAAACAGAAAUAAAAUUAAAAUUAAUCAAACAGUUAAAAAAAAAGACAAUUAUAUUAAAGAAGGAAAUAUAAUAGGUAAGAUUAACAAUUCUGAAAAUAAAAAAAAUGUAGAAAAUUAUGUCAAAAAAUUAAAAUAUGAUGACGAUAUUAUCGAUGCAAAUAUAUCAGAUAACAAUAAUGAUUUUCAAAAUAUUUCAAAAGAGGUUAGUGACAAUUUAAAUGAUUUAUUUCGAAAUUUUGUUAAUUGUAAAAUUAAUAAUCUUUAUCUUAUAAGUGGUGAAAGAAGUAAUUAUCCAAAAAACGAUGUUAGUCUAAAUGAAAAAGAGUUGAGAGACAUCGAAAAUGGAGAUAAUGAUAAGAGUGAUUAUCAUGAUAAUGAGAAGAAAGAAAAAGCUAAUGUAAUUGAAGAAAUAAAUUAUAGAGAAAAUGAAAUCAUUGAUAAUAAAAAUGACUUAAAAAAUAUAAAAUCUCAUUUUAAUGAUAAAGGAACAUAUGAAAAUAAUUUAAAAAAACUAUUGGAAAUAGAAAAAAAUAUGAAAGAUAAGAUAAGACAUUUCGAAGAACAAAAGGGAAAUCCAACAAAUGAGGAUAGUACUUUAUGCUGUGUUCUUUCAUCUAAUGGAAAGAGUAUUCAAAAGAUUUCAACAGAAAGUAGUAAUCAGUUAACAUAUAUAAAUUCUUCAAAAGAUUCCGUGCUCGUUAAUAUAUCAUCUUCUCUAUCAAUCGUUAAUUCAAAUGAAGAGAAGAAGUCUGUAUCAGAUAGUGUAGAGUUAUUUACUACUCAAAAAAAUAUUUAUGUUUGUAAUUAUUAUAAAAAAAAGACAAAUAAAAAAAAAAAUUUAAAUCCAAAUGCAUUAAUAGAAAAUUAUAAGAAUGGGCAUUUCACCAAUGCUGAAUACAUUGAUAGUAUUGAUGAACAUUCAAAUUCUUUUAAAAAAUUAUUAAUUAAUAAGCAUAUUAAUAUGGAAAAAAAAAGGAGAAAAAAAAAAAAAAAAAAAAAAUCCUUUGAUUAUUUAGUAAAUGAAAAUAGUGAUAUAAAUUAUAAAAUGGAUGUAUCAAAAGAAAACCAAUUACUAGAAAACAAUAGAACAUAUAUAGAAACUUCUGAAGAUACUGAUAACGAUGAUACAGAAGAUGAUGAAAUCAGGCAAGAGGAAGAUUAUGAAAAAAAGAAAAAUAAUAUAUGUGGCAAUAAGCAAUAUGUUAAACAUUUUGAUAAUAUAAAAAAAAGGAUUUUUUAUUUUCCAAGGAAUAUAAGUAUAAAUAAAUAUAAGACACUUAAAAGGAAUGAAUGUAAAAAUGAUUUUUAUAAUUUAAUCAAUGAAAACAUAAUAAAUGAUAAAGAUACGUUUAAUAAUGAAUGUGUUCCUAUUCAUUUAAAUAAAAAAAAAAAAAAAAAAAUUGUAAUAUAUAAUUCAAAUAACCUAAAUUAUAAAUCAGAUAUUUCUAAUUCUUCAGUAAAAGGUAAUUGUAAUAAUGAUUAUAGAUAUGAUAUAAAUCUUAACUGUGUGAAUGAAACUAAUGACAAUAUAAAAAGAUGCCAAAAAAAAUUAUUAAAAAAACAGAUGAUGAUGCUUCACUAUCAUACUAAUCCAUUAGCUUAUAAUGUUAAGGAUAUAAUAAAAAGAAAAAAUAAAGUAUAUAAAAAUAUAGACAAAAAUAGUGUUUUAAAAAAAACAAAAUAUGAAUUAAGUUCAUAUAUAGCAAGUUCUAAUGCGUAUAUAAGUAAUUAUAAUUUAUAUGAUGAAUACAUAAUAUCAUCUAAUGAUAUAAAAAGGAAUAUUUCAAAUAAUGAAAAUUAUAUUAACUCUAAAGAAUGUAUAAAUAGCAAUAUUCUUAAAUAUAUGAAUAAUUAUUAUUCUAAUCCUUGUUCUCAUAAAGUGGACUAUUUAUGUGAUUAUGACAAUAAACGUAAUUUUAUAAAAGAGCAAAUAGAAAAAUGGAAACGAAAAAAAAUACCAAGUUAUUUAAAAAAAAAUUCUCAUUAUUUUAAAAGUGUUUUAUCAAAUAUUUAUAAUGAUAAAAAUAAUUUAACACUAGAACAUUCUAACGAUUUGCUGAAAAAUACACAAAAACUUUUUUUAUCCAAUGAAUACAUGUUCAAAAACAACAUAAUUUCUUCAACUUUAGAGAGAGAAAAAAAAAAAAAAAUGAUAGAAAAGAAAAGUAAUGAUCAUCUAAAUGAUCUGAACAAUCUCAAAUGCGAAAACACUUUAAAUAUUAAAAAUUCAUCUCUGAAUAGUAACAAGGAAAAUAACUCUUAUUCUAAUUCAGUUUUGUCAACAGAAGGAAAAGAUCAACAUGAUAUCAGUACAAAUUGUUUUAUAUGUUCAUUUCCUAUACAUAAAAAUGAAAAAAAAUAUUUUUUAAAAAAAGAUAGUGUUUCUGGUAGUUUAAAAUUUGAUAUGAUUAAAAAGAGGUUAAAAGAAAAGGAUGAAGUUAAAUAUAAAGAAAAAAGAUACAAAAAUGAAUAUCAAAAAAAUAAAAAUAAGAUUAAAAAUUAUGAAGAUAUUUACGAUAAUAAAGAAAAAAAUAAGAAAGAAAGUGAAAAAGAGCAAAGUGAAUGUGGAUGUGAAUAUAAAAGUGAAAAUGAAAAAGAAAAAUAUUUUAAUAAUAGACAUAAUAAAAAAAGUAAAAAUGAAGAUAAUGCUGAAAAUAUAAAAAAAAAAUGCAAAAAUAUUAAUAUAAAAAAAGAAAAAAUUGAAAAAAUUGGUGAUAUAAAACUAAUUAAUAACAAAAAAAGAGAAAUAGAGGAUAAUAAAAACACUUUAGUUUCUACACUACCAAGCAAUAAUUUUACAUAUAAUUUAAACUUCUGCAAUUAUAUAAAAAAAUUAAACAAGAUUAAAAAAAAUUAUAAUGAAGUUAAUUUUACUAAAAAAUAUAUAAAAAAAAAUAGUAUAAAUAAAAAGAAAAGAAGUGCUAGUUAUGAUUCAAAUAAAAAUUUUCUUCAUUCAUUGAAAAAUUAUGAUACAGAACAUUAUGAAAAAGAAAAAAAUAAUAAAUAUAAUGAAAUGAAAUUAAUUAUGGAUAAGAUAUAUGUAGAAAAAAAGAAAAAAAAAAUUAUCAAUUACAUAAAAAGUAUGUACUUAUUAUGUAGGGAUCCUUUAAUUAAUUUAGAAAGUAAUAUAUAUAAUCAUACACGUGAAAAUUCUUUUAAAAAUUCAAACAGUAUAUGUCAUAGUAACAUAAUAAAUUAUAUGAUAAAAGAAUUGCAUACACUUAAAAAUAAAGAAGAAUCAGAUAAGGAAAAAUAUAACGAAAAAAUAGACAAAGAAAAAAACGAGGAAGAAAUAGAUAAAAACAAAAAUGAGGAAGAAAUGGAUAAAGAAAAAAAUGAGGAAGAAAUAGAUAAAGAAAAAAAUGAGGAAGAAAUAGAUAAAGAAAAAAACGAGGAAGAAAUUAAUUACAAUAAAAAAUUGAACAGCAAUAAGAAAAAUGUAGAAAACUUCAUAAGCGCAAAAAUUCCAUAUUUAAAUAAUAAUGGUAAUGCAAAAUAUAAUUUUUUAAGAAAAGAAACUGAAAAUGAAAUGAAUUCAACAAUUAAUGAUAUUAAUAAUAGUAUUUCACUCAUAAAUGAUAACAAAGAAAAAGAGAACUUAUUAGAGAAAAAAAAUGACUAUUUUAAUGAAGAUAAAAAAAACUUGAAUGAAAAAAAAAAUAAGACUAAUUUAAAAAUAAAUAGUAAUGUUUUAAAAAAAAUAUUAAAAAUGAAAAUUGAAUCAAUGAAAAAUGAUAAUAAUAGAAAAGUUAACGAAGAAAAUAAAAUGGAAUUAAAUUCUUUUAAUGCUAAGGAAAUAUUGGAAUUACCAAAAGAAAUUUUGUCAUAUGAUGAAGGAAUAGAGUUAAAAAAUUAUGAAAAAAACAAUAUUAAAGAAAAAAAUGUAAUAAUUUCAUCGAGUAAUAAUAAUGAUAUUAACUAUAAAGUGGUUGAAACAGGUAGUAACAAUAGCGACGAUGAAAUUAAUUUUGAUAAAUCCUCUAAUAAUAAUAAUAAAAUAAAUUCAAGUAAUCAUAUUACAUCAAUUGAUAAUUUUUUUAAUAGUGCUAAUAACACUGACACUUUUUAUAAAACAAUUAAGAAGAGUUCUGAAAUGUUAAAUAAUAAUAAUAUAUAUGAUAAUAAUAUUAGUAGAGUUAAUAUUAAAGAAAAUAAUAAUAUAAAAUAUUAUGAUAAUGUAGUUAAUACUAGAAAUAAAAAUAAUAAUAACAAUUCUGUUAAUAUUAAAAAUAAUAGUAAUUGCAGUAGUGAUAAUGUUAACAAUAAUGAAUUUGUAAUUGAUACUAACAAAAAGUAUGAUAGUAAAAAUAGUAAUUGUAAAAAUAAUAGUAAUGAAAACGCAAGUAAUUCAGAUGAAAUAAAUGAUAUAAUGUUUGAAUCAAAUAGCAAAAUUGAUGUUUUAGAUUUUAAUGAAUCAUAUUACUGUCGUUAUUUAAAAAAUAUGGAAAAUAAUGACGUAUAUCCCAAUUCAGAAGAACCAAUAACUAAGGAUGAUAAAAGUAAAUUAAUGAAAGCAUACUUAAAUAAUAAAAGAAAAAAUAAAAAUUCUGAAAAGUAUACGCUAAAAUAUAAUAUAGAAUUUUUUAAAUUAGCAAAAUUUUUUUGCGAGGAUUAUAAUUUAUUUAGUAAUUAUCUAAAGGAAAUGGAUUAUAAUUUAUCUAAAAGUGGAGAUGAUUUAGAUAAAACAGCUUUUUCUAUUAUUAAAUUAUUUAGCUUAAGAAAUGGUAUUAAUGAAAAAAAUUCUAGAAAAGAUAGUAAUGAGAACGUUUAUCAAUCUAUUAAUACAUAUAUUAAAAAAAAAAACAAUGUUUUAAAAUAUAAUGAAAAAAAUAUAAAUACACACGUUAAUUGUAAAAGUAAUGAAAUUAUAAAUAAGUUUAAUAACAAAAAAAAAUUUAUUAAAGAUUCUAUUUUUUUAACAAGAACAAAAAUGAAUGAAAAUCUGUUCCUUAAAAAGAAUAAUUCUAUCACGUUAUCAGAAAGUAUAAAUAAAAAUAAACUAAUAAAAAGCAACUUUGAUCAAAAUAACAAUAAAAUGAAUUAUUUUAUAAAUAAUAAAAAUAAAUGUAUAAAUGAAUAUUUAAUGAAUAAUAAAGCUAAAUUAUUUUUAUAUCAACAACCAAUAAAUAUUAAUUAUACGGAAAAAAACAACACAUUUUCAAGAUCAUCUUCUUUCAAAUUUGUAAAUGAAAAUGAGCAUUCUAGUUGUAGCAAAAACUGCUAUAUCAGUAGACAGUCUACUAGCACAAAAAAAAAAAAUUCACUGUUAAAAACAUCUGCUCUGAUCGAAAAAUAUGAAAAAUUAAAAUAUAAAUAG